AUGGCUUCAAUUGAUUUUGUUGCAAUCCCAGCUGCCGCUAACUAUGUCACAUUCGAUGAUUUACGCUUAGGUCGCUCUUCUCAGGAAAUUGUUGGCCGCCUUCUCCGUUUCUGGGAUGCGAAGAAUAUCAAAAAAGAUGGGGAGUUCAUGGGCAUCGUCCUCCUCCUGUUGGAUGAGAAGAACUCAGUCAUACAUGGAUUCAUACCAGCUGUCCGUGCAAGCCAAUACCAUCAGCAGUUACGAGAAGGCCUCAUCGUCAAACUCACCGACUUUGAAGUGGGCCGAUGCACAAACCUUUACAAAAUCACAGACCACCCUUUUGUGAUCCGUUUUCUACCUGGGACCACAAUUUCCGACGUCUCAGAUGUUGGGCGGUCAAUUGCAAAAGAAAAAUUCAUGCUACGGAAGCUAGACCACCUCCAAGCUUUGGCAAACACCAAUCUUGAACUUCCUGAUGUUGUUGGCCACAUCCGUUUUGUUCAAGGCUCCAACCUAAGAGACGCUUCUUCCACGCAACGUCUGGUCGUCCGGUUCCAAAUUGAUUCAUCUGUUACUGUAUCUCUUUCACUCUGGGAUGACACCGCUGCAACCUUUCGUGCACACCUUUCCUCUAAAAACAAGUUGUCCUCUGUCAUGCUGGUCACUACGGUCAACCCGAAGCUCUUUGGAGGAAACUUGUUCCUUAACUCCACUCCAGCAACAAAGUUUUACUUUGACCCAAAAAUAGAAGCAAUUCAAGAGUUUACCAAAAGAUCGAAAACGCAAACGGGUAACCAAGACAGAAGAGACAAAAAGAAGGAAAACAUAUUUUACAGACGACCCUCUUACCAAUCUAAUUGGGACAAGUGUAGCUGCGUCAACUGCAAAUUGUCCACCCUGGAUUACACAAAAGCGAGGUAA
Molecule: messenger RNA, 900 nt
Organism: Eutrema salsugineum
Lineage: Eukaryota; Viridiplantae; Streptophyta; Magnoliopsida; Brassicales; Brassicaceae
Exons: 7
Coding region: 1-900 (299 amino acids)
Biological process (GO): DNA repair; DNA replication; DNA recombination
Cellular component (GO): nucleus
Molecular function (GO): DNA binding
Source: RefSeq, a predicted model, not a curated record